Molecule: messenger RNA, 6111 nt
Organism: Oryctolagus cuniculus (rabbit)
Lineage: Eukaryota; Metazoa; Chordata; Mammalia; Lagomorpha; Leporidae
Gene: DHX37
Product: DEAH-box helicase 37
Biological process (GO): maturation of SSU-rRNA from tricistronic rRNA transcript (SSU-rRNA, 5.8S rRNA, LSU-rRNA)
Cellular component (GO): nucleolus; intracellular anatomical structure
Molecular function (GO): helicase activity; ATP binding; RNA binding
Source: RefSeq, a predicted model, not a curated record
GGCCCGGUGAGUUGCAGCUAUCGCGAGAGCACAACUCGGAAGUCACACGUCUGGAGCCGGUGGCCGGGGAACCCACGUGUAGCGGGCUUGGGGUCGCGGUCCGCAGAGGCAGUCCGGCCGGAGGCGCGAUGGGGAAGCUGCGCCGGCGGUAUAACGUCAAGGGGCGGCAGCAGGCGGCCCCCGGCCCCUCGAAGAGCGCCCCCGAGCCGCCUCCCGUGCGGCUGGAACUGGAGGACAAGGACACGUUGAAAGGCGUGGAUGCUAGCAACGCGCUUGUCCUGCCCGGGAGGAAGAAGAAGAAGACCAGAGCCCCGCCCCCGCGGAAGGAGAGGAAGCCCCUGAGCAGGAAGGAGCGGAAGGCCCUGCAGAGGGUCCUGGAGCAGAAGGAGAAGAAGAGCCAGCGAGCGGAGCUGCUGCAGAAGCUGAGCACGGUCCAGGCGUCGGAGGCCGAGAUGAAGCUGUUCUACACCACGUCCAAGCUGGGCACCGGGGAGCGCAUGUACCUGCGCAGAGACAGGAAGUCCGACGAGGCAGCAGCCCAGGGUCAGAAGAUCAGCAGCCUCGGUGGGGCCCACCGGAAGCGCCGUCGCGAGCCGUCCGCAGAGGAGGGAUCUGAGUCCUCGGCGUCCUCAGCGGAGUCUGAGCCUGACGAGGCCCCGGCCUCUGAGCUGCCUGGUGCAGAGACAGUGGCAGUGCCUCUGACACCAGCUUUGCCAGGGCCCGAGGACCAGAGCCUGGCACCCCCCUGCCAGCCCACUGCGUCCGGGACCCCUGCUCCUGCAGCUGCAGCGCUGCCCAGGCCGCCGGCGAAGCCCGCUGUGUUCGUCCCCGUGCACCGCUCCCCUGAGAUGCAGGAGGAGCGGCUCAAGCUCCCUAUUCUCUCUGAAGAGCAAGUGAUCAUGGAGGCGGUGGCCGAGCACCCCAUCGUCAUUGUGUGCGGCGAGACCGGCAGUGGGAAGACGACACAGGUGCCCCAGUUCCUGUACGAAGCAGGCUACAGCAGCGAUGACGGCAUCAUCGGCGUCACCGAGCCCCGCCGAGUGGCUGCCAUGGCCAUGUCCCAGAGAGUGGCCAAGGAGAUGAAUCUGUCGCAGCGGGUCAUCUCCUACCAGAUCCGGUACGAAGGGAACGUGACCGAAGAGACGAGGAUCAAGUUCAUGACGGACGGGGUGUUGCUCAAGGAAAUCCAGAAGGACUUCCUGCUGCUGAAGUACAAGGUGGUGAUCAUCGACGAGGCCCACGAGAGGAGCGUGUACACCGACAUCCUCAUCGGCCUGCUGUCCCGCAUCGUGUCCCUGCGGGCAAAGAGGCACCUGCCGCUGAGGCUGCUCAUCAUGUCGGCCACGCUGCGGGUAGAGGACUUCACCCAGAACCAGCGGCUCUUCGCCCAGCCGCCCCCCGUCAUCAAGGUGGAGUCCCGGCAGUUCCCGGUGACGGUGCAUUUUAACAAGAGGACCCCACUGGAAGACUACAGUGGCGAGUGCUUCCGGAAGGUGUGCAAGAUCCACCGGAUGUUGCCUGCAGGUGGCAUCCUGGUGUUCCUGACGGGGCAGGCCGAGGUGCACGCUCUGUGCCGCAGGCUCAGGAAGGCCUUCCCACCCUCCAGGCCCCAGGCCAAAGAAAAGGAAGACGAGAAAGACUCGGCGGAAGAAAUGCGGAAGUUCAAGAAGUCGCGGGCCAGGGCGAGAAAGGCUCGUGCCGGCUCGACACUGCCCCCGAUCAACCUGGAUAACUACUCGGUGUUGCCGGCGGGCGAGGGCGACGAGGACCGGGAGGCAGAGAUGGACGACGAGGAGGCGGCCCUGGGCUCCGACCUCGAUCUGGACUUGGGGGAUGACGAGGCGGACGGAGGCGAGCAGCUGGACGCCUCCCUCCCCCUCCACGUGCUCCCGCUCUACUCGCUGCUGGCCCCAGAGAAGCAGGCGCAGGUCUUCAGGCCACCCCCAGAGGGCACUCGGCUGUGUGUGGUGGCCACCAACGUGGCCGAGACGUCCCUCACCAUCCCCGGCAUCAAGUACGUGGUGGACUGUGGCAAGGUCAAGAAGCGCUACUAUGACCGUGUCACGGGCGUGUCCUCCUUCCGCGUCACCUGGAUCUCCCAGGCGUCGGCCGACCAGCGGGCAGGCCGGGCGGGCCGGACAGAGCCUGGCCACUGCUACAGGCUGUAUUCGUCUGCAGUUUUUGGUGACUUCGAGCAGUUUCCUCCUCCAGAAAUCACCCGGAGGCCCGUGGAAGACCUGGUCCUGCAGAUGAAGGCGCUGAGCAUUGAGAAGGUCAUCAACUUCCCCUUCCCGACGCCCCCCUCUGUGGAGGCCCUGGCUGCUGCCGAGGAGCUGCUGAUCGCGCUGGGGGCCCUGCAGGCCCCCCCGAAGGCAGAAAGGGUGAAGCAGCUGCAGAGCUCACGGCUGAGCUGCCCCAUCACGGCGCUGGGCAGGACCAUGGCCACCUUCCCCGUGGCACCCCGCUACGCCAAGAUGCUGGCCCUGAGCCGGCAGCACGACUGCCUGCCCUACACCAUCACCAUCGUGGCCGCCAUGACUGUGCGGGAGCUGUUCGAGGAGCUGGACAGGCCAGCUGCCAGCGAUGAGGAACUCGCUGUGCUGAAAGACAAGCGGGCCCGGGUGGCCCAGAUGAGGAGGACGUGGGCAGGGCAGGGGGCGUCCCUGAAGCUUGGUGACCUCAUGGUGCUGCUGGGCGCUGUAGGAGCCUGCGAGUACGCCGGCUGCUCGCCCCGGUUCUGUGAAGCCAACGGGCUGCGGUACAAGGCCAUGCUGGAGAUCCGGCGCCUGCGGGGCCAGCUGACCACUGCAGUCAACGCCGUGUGCCCCGAGGCCGAGCUCUUCGUGGAUCCGAAGAUGCAGCCUCCCACCGAGAGCCAGGUGACCUACCUGCGGCAGAUCGUGACGGCCGGCCUGGGCGACCACCUGGCCCGCAGGGUGCACAGCGAGGAUCUCCUGGACGACAAGUGGAGGAAUGGCUACAAGACCCCUCUCCUGGACGAGCCCGUCUUCAUCCACCCCAGCUCCGUCCUCUUCCGAGAGCUCCCCGAGUUCGUGGUCUACCAGGAAAUCAUGGAGACCACCAAGAUGUACAUGAAAGGUGUCUCCACUGUGGAUGUCCAGUGGAUCCCGGUCCUGCUGCCCUCCUACUGCCAGUUUGACAAGCCCCUGGAGGAGCCGGCCCCCGCCUACUGCCCUGAGAAAGGCCGGGUGCUGUGUCACCGUGCCAGCGUGUUCUAUCGCGUGGGCUGGCCGCUCCCCGCUGUGCAGGUGGACUUUCCGGAGGGCGUCGACCGCUACAAGCACUUUGCGCGGUUUCUGCUGGAAGGGCAGGUCUUCCGCAAGCUGGCGGCGUACCGGAGCUGUUUGCUGUCCAGCCCCAGCACAAUGCUGAAGACGUGGGCCAGGCUGCAGCCCAGGACACAGAGUCUGCUGAGCGCCCUCGUGGCCGAGAAGGCCGACUGCCGCGACGCCCUGCUGGCCGCGUGGAAGAGAAGCCCCAAGUACCUGCUGACCCAGUACUGCGAGUGGCUCCCGCAAGCCAUGCACGCCGACGUCGAGAAGGGCUGGCCCCCGGCCUCUGACCCCUGAGCCGACGCCUGCCUCUGCCGAGGACUGGGGACAGGGAGUGCAGUGCGCUGCCACUGGAACCACCUGGCAUGGUCACCUGACCACCCCCUGCUCACCAAGGCCCUGGGCGAGCCUCGUCCAUCCCAUGUGGAUUCUGGACGAGCCCGUGGGCCUGGACACUGGCCCUGGCUGUGUGUCGGGUGCUGCGGGGAGACUGUCUCAUGGUGGGUGAGGACUUCAGGUCACAGGUGGACCCUGUGGUGAAGACGCUCUGCACCACGCUCACCCUUGGGGAACAUGGCCCGGGGUGUCUGCAGGCCCUUCCCCGGCACUGUGGAGCCCCUCCCUACAGGAAGGGGGCCCAGGGCCACCCAGAAGACGGGCCCAGCCACAGGGAAGACGGGCCCUUCCCUGUGUGUGGCUAUGUGGCCAGGGUCGUGUGCCCCUGGUGAUCGGCUCAGAUGGCAAGGAGCUGACCUUGGCCAUCUCUCGUCUCCUCUGCCACACCACACUGACUGGGGACACACGUGUUCUCUUGGCCUGGAAUGGGCCAAGAGAAAAAAGACCCCCCCUCUUUUUUUCUAGGGUGGAGGUGGGAGGGAGGGGACAGAGGAGGUCCUCAGGAGAGGAGGAGUGGGAAGACCCCUCGGGACCAAGGGGUCAGGAACUCUGCCCAGAGCCAUGCUCUGGUCUGGGUGGCUUCUGUCCCAGGCGUCCUGGUUGUGGGCUGUGGUAGGAGUGGUUGUUGAAUAAAAGCGCUCCUGCCACUCAGGCUGUGCUGUGCAGUGACUCAGGGAGAGACUCGGGGGCCUGGCCUGAGUUGUCUGCCCAGCCCCCUCCUGAACCCCCUGGGGGUGGGGGCUUUUCACCUGCCAGGCUCUCAAAGCCCUGGGCAGGGGCCAGCAACGCCCCCGCCCCAUAUCCCUGUGCCUGCUCACUCUGCACCCAGCUUCCUGCUGAUGACCCUGGGGAGGUGGCCGGUGAUGGCUCAACUGCUUGGGCCCUGCCACCCACGUGGGAGACCCAGAUGGUGUUCUUGGCCCCUCACUGCAGUCUGGCCAGUCCUGGCUGGCAUGGCCACGUGAGGGAGUGGACUGAGGUAGAGGGUCUCUGUGUCAGAGUGUGUGUCUGUCUCUCCCUCUCUGUUGCUCUGCCUUUCAAAUAAAUACGUAAAUCUUUUUUUUAAAGCCCUUCGCAAAUUCCGUCUUGCGGCCUGGGGCUCGGCCCCACCCAGGCUGCCCCUGGGUUGCGCAUGCAUGGGCAGCCUGCAGAGCCCGACCUGCCCGUGAUGGGAGCAAUAAUCCCCUGCUACCAGCUAGGGGAGGUUCUCCAGAGAACCACACAGCACGAGUCCUGGCCGCUCAGAUGGGAAGAGGGCGCCAUUCCCCCAGCCGCCGUCUCGGGCGCUGUGGUGGCUGCACAGUCACCCUGCUUCCUUUGCCAUCUGGUCCCACCUCCUCAGCCGGAGCUCUAAGGUUUUGCCGUACUGCCCGUGGCGUGGCACUCCACUGGCUUUACCACCCAGUCCUAGAGCCGUGCUCAGCCCCAGCGGCCACUAAGCUGCCUGUCCACCAGCCCUCGUGGCACCCCCAUCCAUGAAGCCACUCCUGUGCUCCGUGGCCCAUGUCUGGCUGGACUCAGCUUCACGCCGGGAAGGUUCUCCCUGCCACAGCAGGUGUCAGGGCCUCAUUCCCUCCCACGGCUCAGCCACAGCCCGCUGUACCGGCCACCGUGUUCUGUGUCCACGUGUUGGUGGACGUGAGUCGUGUCCACCCUUUGGCCACAGGAGCGAGCUGUGAGCAUCCUGAGAACAAGCCUGUGUCACGUAUACUCUGCAGGUCUCUCCCCCAGGUCGGCUCCACCUUCCCGAUAGCGUCCUUUGGGGGACGGUGUUUGUGGCCUUGAUGUCCCACUGGCGGGUCUGGCUGCUUGUGUUUUGGGUGUCGUAGCUAAGAAAGCCUCACCCAGGCCAGUGUCACUGCGUCGUCCCCCUCGAGUUUGAGCGUUGCUAUCUGCAGUCCGUGUUGAGUGUGUGUUGGUGUGUGGCGUGAGGCGGGUUGCCCACACGCUUAGUCCCAGGCCUUGUGAAGGGGGUCGGCACCCAUGUCACAGACUGGUUGACCGCAGAGGCAUGGCUCAAUUUCUAGACUAAUGUAUGCCUCAUACACGUGUCCCCAGGGGAACCCUCUCGUCUGUGUCUGGUCCUUUCUGAUGUCCCCAAAUCAGCGCAGGACUCAGAUAAAGGGCGCAGGUGUGGGGCCAACACUGUGGCGUAAUGGGUAAGGCCACACCGCCUGCAGUACCGGCAUAUGGGCGCCAGUUCAAGUCCUGGCUGCUCCACUUCUGAUCCAGCUCUCUGCUGUGGCCUGGGAAAGCAGUAGAAGAUGGUCCAAGUCCUGGGGCCCCUGCACCCGUGUGGGAGACCCAGAUGAGGCUUCUGGCUUUGGGUAGGCGCAGUUUUGGGUGUUGUGGCCAUUUGGGGAGUGAACCAGCGGAUGGACCUUUCUCUCUCUCCCUCCCUCCCUCCCUCCCUCUCCUUCUU